AUGCGCGCGACAUCCGCCCUCACCCUCCUCAGCACCGGUUUCUCCGCCGUCACCACCGCGAGCGGCUUUACCGCGCCGGGGACCAACGCCCUAAACCUGCGUUACGCUGCCCCCCUCGCCCUCCUCGCCGCAGCAGCAACCAUUCCCAGCACCGCCCUCGCCGCUCCAUCUCCCCACCGCGGCGGAGGUGGUGGUAAUGACGAUGACGAUGAUGACGACGACGAUGAGGGUGGUCGGGGAGAGGGCAGGGGACGCGGGGACGGGAAGGGGAAGGGGAAAGGGAAAGGGGGUGGUGGUGGUGGUGGUGGGACUAAUAUCUUUGUUAUUAUCGCUGGGGGUGGUGGUAAGGGUGGUGGUAGUGGUGGGGGUGCCGGUGACGAUGCCGGUGCUGUGGCGGGAGGGGGUAAUAACGGGACGAACGCGACGGCGGGCGGGCUGAUGACGGAGCCUGCGCGGGUGAAGAGGAGGAGGACGAUGGGGUUUGUGGAUUUGGCGAGGCAUAUGCGUUGA
Messenger RNA from Chaetomium globosum CBS 148.51, 510 nucleotides. RefSeq lists its product as uncharacterized. The transcript is spliced from 2 exons. The record is from RefSeq and is a predicted model, not a curated record. Lineage: Eukaryota; Fungi; Ascomycota; Sordariomycetes; Sordariales; Chaetomiaceae. Bases 1 to 510 code for a protein of 169 amino acids.